Drosophila ananassae is the source of this 700-nucleotide messenger RNA. RefSeq names its product acyl-coenzyme A thioesterase 13. The coding region runs from base 149 to 580 and encodes 143 amino acids. The transcript is spliced from 3 exons. NCBI's taxonomy places the organism in Eukaryota, Metazoa, Arthropoda, Insecta, Diptera, Drosophilidae. The record is from RefSeq and is a predicted model, not a curated record. Gene Ontology annotation, molecular function: fatty acyl-CoA hydrolase activity.
UUGUUUUUGUUUUGGAAAUAGCUUCGAGGAGGAAUUUCCAUUUUUCAGGGAUUGCUUCCGCAUUCUAUGGAAUUUCAUCGAAACCGGUAACUAUUGUUUACUGAAAACAAACUCAAAGUUUUAACAUCGGGUUGGAGCAGCUGGAAAAAUGGGCACCCGCAAGAAGGGAGUGGAAUUCGUUAAGCACAUUACUGAGAUCAUAACCAAGUCCAAAGGCUUCGAGAAUCAUUUGCAAAAGGUUAAGAUUCUGGAUGGCGGCGAUGGAGUCUGCCGAGCCGAGCUGAAGGUGGAGCAGGACCAUGUCAACUUGUAUAAGUUCUUGCAUGGCGGUUACAUAGUCACUCUCGUGGACAUGAUCACCACAUACGCCCUGAUGUCCAAGCCCUGUCAUCCGGGUGUUUCGGUGGACCUCAGUGUGAACUUUCUGAAUGGCGCCAAGCUCGGCGACGAUGUUAUCAUAGAGGCUAGCUUGUCGAAGGUGGGCAAGUACCUGGCCUUCAUCGACUGCACCCUGAAGCACAAAAAGGACGACAAGGUGGUGGCCAAGGGCACCCACUUGAAGUACGUGAAAUUCGACUAGAAAUAGUGCCCACAAUCUAUAUCCCCAUCAUCCGUUUUUGAAUAUUAAUGUGCUUUAUUUUAUUACAUGUGUAGCAGUACAUUGUUAGUUAAUUGUCAAUUAAACUUGAUCUUAACGCGA